AUGGGAGCUGGAGAAGAAGGGGAACUGUGGGAAUUCAAGGUUGGGGAAGAAGCUUGGCCAGACACCAAAAACCUUAAACUCAAAACUCUGAGUCCAAAACUCACCAACCAACAAGUGGGACCCUUUAGGGUUAUUGAAAAGAUCUCCAACUGUGCCUACCAACUGGAGCUGCCAUCAUCCAUGCAAGUUCACAACAUCUUCUACAUAGGACUACUGUCCAAAGUCAAGAGGGAUGAAAACUGGAACUUUGAAAACAGGCCACCACCUAUUAUCAUAGAUGGCAAGGAAGGGUACAAGGUCAAAGGGAUCAUGGAUAUAGAAGAAAGGGACAGAAAAUGGUUCUUCAGAGUCAAAUGGAAGGGCUAUGGACCAGAAGAAAACAUGUGGGAACCCCAGGAAAACUUGAAAAAUGUGGGGAAAAUAUUAAAGAAGUAUGAGGAAGAGAUGAAAAAGAAGGCCCUUGGCACUGCCAAGGCCCUUAGAGGGGGGGCAGUGUUGUAG
Molecule: messenger RNA, 501 nt
Organism: Rhizoctonia solani
Lineage: Eukaryota; Fungi; Basidiomycota; Agaricomycetes; Cantharellales; Ceratobasidiaceae
Product: Retrotransposable element Tf2 protein
Exons: 1
Coding region: 1-501 (166 amino acids)
Source: RefSeq, a predicted model, not a curated record